AUGGCCGACGCCGAGAAGCUUGAACCCCCCAUGGGCGCCCCUGUAGAGGACCCUGGAGCCCACGAACUUGCUGAGGAGUCCGAGUCCGACGACCAGUUUACAGAUGCUGCGUCUGGCUCCGGGAGUCCCAAGAUUAGUUCGCCCAUUCCCAAGACCCGGGUCGAGAAGGUCGACGAUGAGCCCUCCCACGGCGAGGUUCCGGGAACUGAAGCGUACGAGAUGCGAGGACAAGACGCCAUGCCCGAUGAGAUUGCGCUUGCUCCGGAAGCUGCCGCGUCUCAGGAUGCUCCCCCUAAACCCGAGCUUAAACCCCCUACAAUUACCGUAGAGGAGUCUCCUGGUGGAAGAAACCGAUCAUAUUCAAUUCAAUAUGAGCAGAUGCGCAAGGCAGAUGCUUCCCCAGACAUUCUCCUGGAUUCUGAUGGUCAGAUCAAGGAGAUCCAGGGCGAGCCCGCAAAUGUUAAGAGUAACUCUGAUAAUUCAACACCGUCACCCGAUUCCAAAAGUCCGAAAUUGCAACAAGAUGAAUCUUUCGAGAAGCCCGAUACUUUGGCUACUUCCCGGCAAGAUGAUGACGGUGAUGGUGACGAUAACGAUGAUGACGACGCAGCCCCAAAUGACGAUGACGAUGAAGAUAACGAUAACGAAGACAAUGGCGACGAUGGCUUCGGUGACGAUUUUGACGACUUCGAGGAGGGUAAUGAGGACGACGAUUUUGACGACUUUGAAGAUGGGUUCCAAGAAGCAGAAACUCCAGCGCCCGUUGCCGUACAACCUCAACUACAGUCCACAUUACCAUUUCCCAUACCCGACUUUGACGAGCUUGACCCAGACGCAGUUAUAGCUACACUGGAGCCUUACCUCGCUGCGCUUUUCCCUCCAGAAGAGCUUGAUCUUCCUACAUUCCCUCCCCCGUCAAAAGACUCAGUAUUUUUUACACCAAGAUCAGCCUCUCUCUGGUCUCAACUCGUUGCCCCUCCUCCUUUAGCUCCUCCCGAUUGGAUUCGCUCUCGGACGAGACGCCUUUUCCUCGUGUCGCUCGGCGUCCCCGUCGACCUGGACGAGAUCCUUCCCGCCUCCAAGCAAAAGAAGCUUGUGCUUCCCUCCCUCAACGUCUCCACACUCUCUCCACGAACAUCCACCGAUUCAAGGUCAGUCUCCCGAUUACGGCAAGGCGAGGCCAAUAACUCGUCUACGUCGGUCGACACUCAAGAGAAAGCGUCUGGCUCGUCAAGAAAGCGUCGAGGUCCUCCACCGCAGCCAGAGCUGGAUCUUGUGGCCGCUCGUCAUCUGUGCCAGACAACGGAUGAGGCCCUUGACGGGAUGACCGAUGAGGAACUGAAGGUUCACAUUGCCAAACUGGAAGGUUUGGAGGAAGCAGCAAAAGAAGCGUUAGAGUAUUGGACGAAGAGAACGGACGAAAAGAUUGGCGAUCGAGAAGCAUUUGAGGGAGUGAUAGAAAACUUGGUCAAGCACGCGCGCAAAGUACGCAAAUAG
Fusarium sp. VM40 is the source of this 1497-nucleotide messenger RNA. The record is from the annotation of a GenBank genome assembly. Lineage: Eukaryota; Fungi; Ascomycota; Sordariomycetes; Hypocreales; Nectriaceae.